Messenger RNA from Corylus avellana, 1834 nucleotides. Its product is annotated as Pentatricopeptide repeat (PPR) superfamily protein. Gene Ontology annotation, molecular function: protein binding. Lineage: Eukaryota; Viridiplantae; Streptophyta; Magnoliopsida; Fagales; Betulaceae. Gene Ontology annotation, biological process: RNA splicing. The record is from RefSeq and is a predicted model, not a curated record.
AUUGUAUGCUCUCCGAACCUCUCUUUUGUUCUCUCUCAUGCGUGAUAGGAAUAUUCUGCACACUACCUGUUUGACAGUAUUGCUCUGAGAAAGCUGGGUUUUUGAAUUGCAUAAAGGUUUGAGUAAUUUUGAAUGGUUUUCACUGACUGGAAUUUCAUUUGCCCAAGCACUACCUGGGCUACGUAAUUUUUGUGCAGUUUCUUAAAUGGGCUGAUUUCGAUUUCGCUAAUGUUUGCCAUAACCAAUGCCAAACUCUGCAACCUUCGUUUUGAUGAAGCAUAACAUACUGUUUUUUCAUAUAUGUGUUCGCAAAUCUUCUAUGUAUUGGAUCUCCAUGUCAUAGAAUUUUCCAGCUUUUGUCAUUAAUAAAGACCAAGCUCUGCCGGUUUCUUCUUGUAACAAGCAUGUUGCCCCACUAGGAUAUUAAUUUUCUCCAACAAUGAAUAUCAUAAUGCAAGCAGCAAAGCUUCGCAAAUUUCUUUCGCAUUUUCGUUAUUGUAUCUUCCGAUUUCCUUCAAUUCAUGCAUACUCCUCACUGCAACCGCUAGAAGAAGCUGUCAAAGCUGCAGUCGAAGUCAAAUCCUACCAACAAAUUCCUGAACUUGUUUCCUCAAAAGAAGCUUGCCGAAAUGGAAAUCCAUUCUCGUUUCUCUCGACCUUUCCCCUGAACCUCAGAACAAAAAUCAUUGAUGAAAUUUUGCAGUCCUUUAUCCAUCUUAGACCCCGCUCUCGCCCCCAUAUUGCUUAUGCGUGCCUGGUUUCAUACACUCUCCAAAGCUCCAAGCCCCUCCCUCUUGCACUUGCAAUCAUCCAAAGAAUCCUGCACUCUGGGUGCGUUCCUGUCCCCCAAACUCGCCUCCUCCUGUCCUCUGCAUGGCUGGAGCGCCGGUGCCAAUCGGAGUCUGUCCCUAACAUCCUGGCGGAGAUGCAAUCAAUUGGAUAUCGUCCUGACUGUGGCACAUGUAAUUACCUUAUAUCGUCUCUCUGUGCUGUUGAUCAGUUGGCCGAGGCAGUUAAAGUCUUGAAGGGCAUGGGUGGGGCAGGAUGUGUUCCUGAUUUGGAGAGUUAUGGCAUUGUGAUCAAUGCAAUGUGCAGCAUCAGAAAAACUACUGAUGCAGCAGAGAUGCUGACGGAAAUGGUGGUGAAAAUGGGAUUAACACCAAGGCAGGAAACAGUGGUGAAGGUGGCAGUGGCAUUGCAGGCAAACAGAGAGAUAUGGAAAGCAGUUGAGAUGGUUGAAUUCUUGGAGAGAGAGGGUUGCACUGUUGGGUUUGAAAGCUAUGAGUUGGUCGUUGAGGGUUGCUUGGAGGGUGGUGAGUAUUAUUUGGCAGGAAAGGUGGUGAUGGGGAUGAUGGAGAGAGGGUUUAUACCAUAUAUAAAGGUCAGGCAAAAAGUGGUUGAGAGGCUCAUUGGUAUUGGCGAAUGGGAGCUUGCUUGUGCUGUGAGGCAAAGAUUUGCAGAACUAAGGUCUUAGCACAUUGUAGGUCUUCUAGGAGUGGGUUAAUUUUUAAGUAUAUUUGCAACAGUUAUGUGGAAUCUGAACUAUGGGUUGUAUUUUUUUUCUCGGCCACCUAGCUGCAUUACUGUCGAUGAAAAUUCUGUGCUGCUCAUCUCUACAUACAAUGCUCAAGAGGGUGUUGGAGUUGAAACCCAUUGUGCUGUGCAGUUACAGCAGAACAAGUUUGUGUUUUUUCAAAGACACACUAUAUGUAAAAUUAUGAAACUUUGGCAGGAGAAAACAUGCUCAUUAUGCGCGUUAUAAUGAACAUUAUUUAUAUUUUCAAAAAUCUAGACUGAGAUUGAGAAUCAAGAGUGUUAAUGGAAGGCUUCUGUU